CUCAAAAAGCGCACGCAAAGGGUGGCUUAACAGUGGUCAUCGACCCUCGCGUUGCAGUUUUGAAACCUACCCGCAGCGCUGCGACUCCGCAGCUGCAACGGAGUCAGAUUUCCCAUCGCUGCACGGAGCAGAUUUCAAGAUGGCCAACACCAACGACCCGGUGGCCAGCAACAUAUGGACGCGAGACGCCUGGCUGGAAUAUGAGCGCGACGUGGAUGAUAUCGCGCGCCUCAGCAAGGGGCCGUCCUGCGUCGUUUAUCUCCAGCGCCACGGCUACGCCAACGGCGACGACGUGCGCGCGUUUGGAUCCGUCCUGCCCGCGGCCGCGCGGCAGGUGUCGGCGACGGUGCUCCGGGCGCGCCGCCUGUCGCCCGAGCUGAAGCGCAUUCCCGAAGACCUCGUCGUGAGGCACGUGCUGCCCUAUCUGUUUGAGGACGAACCGGUAGGGGAGAGCGCGGAGGACAGAUAUAACCAAUUCAGGCGCAUGAACCUAACCGAAGAUUGCGUCGGUCGAUCACUGUCCUGUUAUCUUGCGCUGCGCCGGGGCGACGCGUGGAGCCAGGGUGACGUACAUCCUGGGUGGCCCAAAUUCAUCUUUGAUAUGGGGGCAGGAUACGAUCAAGGCAUUCCCAUCCACACCAUCUGCAUCAUCAACAUGCUCUGGUGGCAACUAAACCACGAAGGGGGCGACGCCGAUGUGAUGCUUCAAGCGGUCAAGCAGCAAUAUAAUUUGGAGUCGUCGGAACACGCAUCGCUCCUCCUCUGCGCGGGCGCGCUAAGCCUCUCGGUGGCUUUGCACGGCGAUGAUCCGGUCCAGGGGACCGGGCGGCCAUUCACUGGCAUCUUCGCGGCAGCGCAACCCCUCGACCUCAAGCGCGUCGAGGCCUUCAUCGUCGCAAAGAUCGGCUGGCGCUGCCUGCUCACGGCGCCGGAUCACAUCGUAGCGCAUCUAUUACAGUGUGGAUCGACCUACGCGAAUCUCACUGACGAGGAGGGAAUGCUCGACGUACAUGUCCGCAAUGACUUGUGUAGGCGCUGUGCAAACGUAUCUCGGAUGCUGGCGUGCCAGGAUUAUUUCUUCUCGCUACCCCCAACGAUAGUCGCCGCCAGCGUGCUCUACCACGUCCGCAAAUCCCUUCUUACCGAGGAGACGGCGUGGAACCCCGGGCUCGAGCAGCUCUCGGGGUACGCUUCCGACUUGGUCAAAGACGUUGCCAACCUGCUCACCGACGUUGUUCCCGAUCCUGCCCUCCCGGCGUGGCCGUGGAUCCAUAUGGGAGACGCACACGACUCGGAUUAGGAGUAUGACUGGAUGGGCGGCAGCGACACUGCAUGUGAUAAGUAACAA
Messenger RNA from Pelagomonas calceolata, 1348 nucleotides. The record is from the annotation of a GenBank genome assembly. NCBI's taxonomy places the organism in Eukaryota, Pelagophyceae, Pelagomonadales, Pelagomonadaceae.